AUGAACGAGUCGGGCCUUCGCAGGAUCCCCCCUGACCAGUCGUCGGGGAGUCUGCGCACCUUGGGCAGCCCCCGUGCAAGCGUCACCGACCCCAUUUUGUCCAAACGUGUGUGCUUCUACAAGAGCGGCGAUCUUCAGUUUGGCGGCCUGCGCAUGGUUGUCAACAACCGCACUUUUAAAACGUUUGAUGCCCUCCUGGACAGCCUGUCCAAGAAGGUGCCGCUGCCAUUUGGGGUGAGGAACAUCACCACCCCCCGGGGGGUGCACGCCAUCAACACGCUGGACGAGCUGGAGGACGGCAAGUCCUACAUCUGUUCUGAUAACCGCAAAGUAAAGCCCAUCAACUUGGCACUGGCCAGGAAGAAAUUGGCACCCUGGUACCACGCCAGGCCGGUGAGUUCCCGGCGCCGGAACUUGCAACGGGCCAGAGCUUUCCCUGGGCGGCAAGAACCUGUGCUCGUGCACACGCCCAAGAGACUGGUGGUCUUUCGGAAUGGAGACCCCUCCGUCAAACACGCAUUGGUGCUCCAAAAGAGGAGCACGACUACGUUUGAGUGGAUUCUGGAAUAUAUUUCGGAGAUGAUGCAGUUCCAUGUAAUGAAGCUACACACGGCCGAUGGCAGACGCGUUGAAGGGCUCCCGAGCUUGAUCUUGUGUUCCGGCGUAGUGGUGGCAGCGGGCAAAGAGCCGUUCAAAGCUGCAAACUACAAUGUCCGAAAGUCAUCGGGGUCCAUGAGGCUGCCCGGGAACCGGAUGAGCGUCAGGAGACUGAAGGCGCUGAAUCGCAAAAAGAAAUCACCGUCGUACGGAUCCAAGUCGAGGAACUUCUCCACCUCCUCUGAGCGCUACAUCGUGAACAAGAUUCACAAUUCCCUCAUGGAAAGCUCGUGCGACCUGCCCAGCCAUCCCACCAACUCCAUAGGAUAUGAGUCUGGACAUGUCGUUGCUGAAACAGAAGGUGACGCGCUGGAAUGCGUGCAGCUUGACGAGGACGACAUUGAGAAGUCCUUUCGAGUGAACCAAGAUGGUAGCAUUUCGGUGGAGAUGAAGGUGCGCUUGACCGUCAAGGAGGAGGAGAUGCUGCACUGGACGACCACCUUGACCCGCUCCAGCAUGGCCAAUCAGCUUAAUGUGACCAGUUUACCCGAGCUGGAGUCGGAGAAGGACGUCUGUCCCGCCAUACUGGAUUCACAAGACCCAAUCUCCUCCAACGACACCAUCAACAAGGAUGAAUCCAAAGAUGACCACAAUGACGAGAAUCCGCCAUCAUUGGGCAAUGGGAGUGUUUGCUGCUCCAUCAAGUCCAUCCGGUAUGUCGCUCAAAGUCCAUCGAGCUUGGAAAUGACCAACAGUGUGCCAGACUUCUCCUCCCAUGUGGCCUCCACGUUUGGCUCCUCGGCCAAAGUCCUCCUGGCAUUUUUGUCAAUCGUGGCUCUUAAAGACAGCAUUGCCAACCUGAAUGUGGACCAGGUGAAGGCGAAUGACGUGAGCUGCGCUGAUGCUUUGAGAAUGAUCGAAUCCCUGAAGGAGAUCGCUAGCAUGGAGAACUCCCACCUGUUUGAAGACAGACUGUCGGCUUUAUGUAAGUCGUGCUCGAGGCAGCUUCUUGACAGCUGGAGGGACUUCCAGGAGCUCGCAGACGCAUAUCAAGAGGAAAACGCCAUUGAUGACCUCAUUGAAAGUCUUGACGUACCCAGAAUAAUUAAAGAAGAACUCGUGUCUCUAUCAGUUGGUUGUAGCAGCACCGGUCAAAAGAAGCUGAAGGCAAAUUCUGAGGGUUUCAGUUCUGGGAUGGGGGAACACAAUGACGAGUUUGCAUAUGAUGAUGAAAGGCAGCAGGAAUUGAACCCGGACCUCAGAUCACAUUCAGUCGUGGAACAAUGUUUAGAAGAGGAACACGAGAAUAAACCACAAGAAGAUGGCUGUUAUGUGGAAUUGAAUCCUAGCAGGAGGGCAAGUUCAGAAACAGCACAACCAGAGACCAAAGACAAAAUGCAAAGUCUGGAUGAAGAAAAGGGCUUGAAUAUUAUCGUACAAGAAACGAUAUCUGGACAGGACGAAGAGAAUAAAGAAGAACUCACAAUCGAGAUGCAGGAUCCAAAGAAAGACCAUCCUCGGGAUCUGGCCGAUGACGACAGUGGCAAUGACCUGAGUCGUGACAACGAUGCGGAGUCAUCCGCGCUUGGAAAUGACCAAAUACGAAGCUCGGCUGAAGAAGAAUUGAGCAUCUAUGAGAAGGUAUCAGGCUCAGAGGAGGAACAAAGCUAUUUAGCAAAAUACCAAGCCCCUGUGACGGACACAAAAUGUGAGACGGUGGAGGGUACCAAAGACCUGUUCGACGAAGAGACUUCACAGCCUGUAGCGGUCCGGGUGAGUCUUCUGGAGAAGCAGGUUGCUGAUGCCCAGAAAAAACAGUAUAACAAAGAUCACGGCAAAAAGCUCUCGCUGUUGUCCGAAGAGUCCAUUGAAACAUUUCAGCAGUGCAGCCGCUCGGCCCCGCAGUCGUCGCUAUCCUUCAGCUACGACUCGAGCGGCGUGGUAAGCGUGGAGCCUGAAGGCAACAGGGUCAAGAGCAUCCGGGAAAUGUUCCUGGCAAAGAGUUUUGCCAUGAAUGCAAAGCAGAGCCUGAACGCAGCGCUGCCUUCUGAGACGUCCGAAAAAGACGGCUAUCAGACACAAAUAUUAAGUGAGCAGUCAAGCAGUGAAGAUCCAGUGCGGAAAUCCAUCAGCAAAGGCUUUGUGAGGAGAACCAUCGAAAGGCUUUACGGGAAGACUAAAGCUCAAGAGAGGCCCCCGUCGGCCCCUAGAACCAAAAAGAAGUACUCCGAUACUUUCUUGCCUUUUCACACAGCAAGAUGCAAAGCGGCAUCUGAGUUGUCGUACUUUAACUCCACCGGCGCGUUGGACACCUUGACCGAGGCCACGCGUUGCAUCGCUUUCAACACACAAGUCGGUCCCGGUGACAGCGUUCCCAUCGACGAGGGACGAUGGCUGAUCAGAGAGAACGCUCUCAUCCGGAAAUCCAUUUCCGACCCGACCGGAAUCAACACAAACCUGGUCAACUCCGCCCAAGAUGAGGACGGCUGCGAAGACACGCAAGACGACACCCCCUACUCUCUUUUCAGCACCACGUCAGAACCAGAAGAGCAUAAAAAGUCCAAAAGGUGCACCUACUUCUCUUUGCCGCAUACCAGCGACUCAGAGGUGUGUCAAGAUGAACAGAGCGUCCUGGAAGCGAAUUCGGAGAGUGGUGCCAAAAUGAGAAACGGUUCUGCUGUCGGGAUGGCGGACAACAAGGUACACCCGUUGGCGGUGCUUCCGGCGGACGGCCAGGCGGUGGUGGUGACGCAGCCCAAGAAAGGACACGGCACGGUGAACCAAAGCCUCCAGGAACCCGAUGUGUUGGACGUGUUAUAUAGGUUCUGCGGCGAAAACUGUCCCAUCUUGUGAAAGAAUGACUCAUCUUUGGUGCCUAUGUUUUUGAAUGUUGCCAUAGCCUUGGCAUGAAAAAUAAUUUCACUUUGGUGUUCUACGAUUGGUAUUGUGAUUUAAUGAGUAAUUUUAUCAAUACAAAGGCAUGUAGAGAUUUCACAUGGAAAAUAUUAGCCAAGGGAUAAGUGUAACGAUACAUUUGAAAAUUUCAAACCAUUGUAAUUGCCUGCAUCUUUUAUUUUCUUAAAAGAACAAUUGAUGUGAUUUUAUUUUCGCGUACUUUGUUUAAAUUACUAUAUUUCAUAUUUGGAAGAAUUUUUAUAUUCCAUUUUAAAUGUCUUCCUGUUUACACGAGAUGAACAUUUACUUCCCUUACGUUACCAAAUGUGAAUCGAACCUGAGUGCGGCUCGUGUGACUACAAGCGUGUAUUUUGUUUUGUUUUUGUUGACUGUUUUUCUCCGUCAUCAGGACAGAAGCUGUGGGAAGAAUUAGCGUAAUCUGUUUUUAAAGCUCUUAGGACAGAUCAAGUCCCAGCAUGUGUCAGGUGUCACGAAAGGUGCAGCUAUUAUUUGACCCAAGGUUCGGGUCACAGUGUACAGUGUGUUUUUCGUACAUCGUAGUUUGCAAAGCGGUGGUACAAAUAUAUUGAUUUUGGACAUUUAGGUUUUUAAACGUGACAAACUCCUCCCAAAUAACUCGCCAAGGAUGUACUUACUGUUUUAGGUGUAUGUGAUGUACUCCA
Molecule: messenger RNA, 4175 nt
Organism: Syngnathus typhle (broad-nosed pipefish)
Lineage: Eukaryota; Metazoa; Chordata; Actinopteri; Syngnathiformes; Syngnathidae
Product: oxygen-regulated protein 1-like
Exons: 4
Coding region: 1-3450 (1149 amino acids)
Biological process (GO): retina development in camera-type eye; photoreceptor cell development; intracellular signal transduction
Cellular component (GO): axoneme
Source: RefSeq, a predicted model, not a curated record